AUGCCAUCUAAUGACAGCACCCUCCUCAACCGACUUUUCUCCAAACUCUCUAGCAUCUCCUACCUCCCUGACCGCCUCCGCCAAAAGUGCAAGCCAUCCCAUGCCAACGAUCUCCCCAUCACCCGCUCCAGCCUAGCCUUCCACCGUGAACGAGGCAGGAAGCUAACGCAAGACGAGGCUGACGUCCUCUACAGCGGAGCUCAACGAGAUAUUGAGGCUGCUCUUGCUCCUGCUCCUGCCGCUGACACCAGAACAAGUAUUAACCGUGAAGAUGAGGCCUGGUCACGGCACAUUUGGAAGACUGAAAGUACUUCGGGCACAAAUCUACGUGCCAGAUAUGGCAAUGAAGAUUGGAGGCAGGAUUGGGAGCCGAUCCAGAUGCUGCUUCAACAAGGUGCCCAGAGGAGAGUCGUGGUCACGACAAUUGACCGAGAACGACGAGAUAGUGAGGCCGGGACCAAGCAUGACCCUAGGCAUUGCGAUUAUGAUUACUCAGCGGCAAUCAGGGCGCUUGAGGCUAGGGAGGAGCCGGAGCCGGAGGAAGGCGAAGGGUGUGGUGCUGAGGCAUUCUUGGCCAGAGCGGGAGAAAGAUUGGAGGGGGCAAAGAGAGAGAUGAGAAUGGUGGUCUCGAAGGUGGAAUUCGGAGGUCAAGUGAGACGGUUGAGGAAAACCGCUUUGGAUGGUCGCGAGGAUGAGGAAGAGGAGAUAGUGUACUCCGGAGAAGGUUGGAGGGCAAGAGGGGAUGGACAUGUGGUCUGUGGAGAUGCCUGGUGGAAGUAUUCAUGA
This is a messenger RNA of Endocarpon pusillum Z07020, 786 nucleotides long. RefSeq lists its product as uncharacterized. The record is from RefSeq and is a predicted model, not a curated record. The transcript has a single exon. Bases 1 to 786 code for a protein of 261 amino acids. Lineage: Eukaryota; Fungi; Ascomycota; Eurotiomycetes; Verrucariales; Verrucariaceae.